GGGGGCGUUUGGACAGAAUCAAAAUGUGGCACCGUACACUAACUUCCUCCGCAAGAAGUCAGACCCACACAUCAGGCAAUACUUCAUAGAACCUUCCAAAACCACUUCAUUUUUCUAAUCUCCAUUUGACUAUUUCAAUCCCCCAAACAUGCCCUUCCCUUUAAGAGAGACAGAUUCGUGAAUCCCUCCCUGAAAUUCAAAAUCUCUCGAUCAAUAAACCCAUCAAAAACAAGAACACGACCCAUCCGACCAAUAAUUUCCCAAAUAAUUCCCAAAAUUAGUCCAUUUCCAGAUGUUGAAUCCGUUCCUCUGCGGCGCUUUCCAUCCUGAAGACCAAGAAGAAAAUGAGCAAUGGAGUCCGAGAAAAUCUUCGAGAAGAAGCAGUAGCUUCUGCAGAAGAUCAUCCAGGGACGCCUCCAAGAAUCCUUACUCCCGCCGCGGCCUCGACAAAUUCUCCGCCCUCCUCGCCGAUCUCGAAGAGAAGCGCCAGAAAAUCUACGCGCAGAUCGGCUCCGACGAGAUCUCCUUCGUCCGAUUCGCCUACCCCGUCCCCGACUCCAACGACUGCGUCCCCAUUGUCGUGAAGCUCCGCGACAGGAAGAAGCAGGAACCGGCGCCGGAGAAGCCUCCCCCCACCAAUUCCCCCGCCGGCGAGAUCGAAUCUGCCGACCGGCGUCCGGAAGAUCCCGAACCGGAGCAGAAGGUUAUUAGCGAUGGGAUUAAGAGAGGCGGAUUCGAGUCGUGGAGCGAGAUGGUGAGGAUGGAUAAGUGGAGGCGGCCUUCUUAUUACAUGGUGGCGGCGGUGAUACUGAUUCUGGUGGUUAUGGCGGCGUUCGGCCGGUCGGUGGCGAUACUAUGCACUUCGUUUGGGUGGUACUUGGUGCCAACGUUGAGCGGGGAGAGUUCGGGAAAGGCGGUGAAGAAGAAAGUGUACGGAAGGAGAAUGAGCGAGAAGAAGAGGGUGGUGAGGGUGGUGAGUCACGUCGGCGGAGUAGAGCUGGAUUCUCCAAGAGGUGGAAAUAAAAGAGCAGGGACGAGGGACAAUUCGCCGGAACAUGCGCACCGGAGACGCCGGCAGUGAAGAUGAAGGUGGUGUGAAGACGACGAUUGAUUUUAAUUUUUGGUUUUUUUUUUUGGUUAAACUUUUCUCUUGAACAUGUAAGUUUGGGUUUGGGUGAUGUUGGAAAUUCAACCUCCCCAGUGGACAGUUUUUUUCCUUUUUUCUUUUUUUUUUUUAAUGGCUGUAAAUUAUGUAAUGAUGUGGCACGAAGGUGGGUUGGAUAAGGGUGAGGGUCCGACCCGCAUAAAAUGUUGGGUUUGUUUGAGGGUGUUUUUGUAAAGAUAAAAGAGCUUCAACAAA
Molecule: messenger RNA, 1360 nt
Organism: Malania oleifera
Lineage: Eukaryota; Viridiplantae; Streptophyta; Magnoliopsida; Santalales; Ximeniaceae
Exons: 1
Coding region: 293-1081 (262 amino acids)
Source: RefSeq, a predicted model, not a curated record